AGCUUGUCACUGCUUGCCUUGCCUUCACUUGCUCAGAGAUCUGACUUCACGUACAGCUGGUGCUCCAUCACCUGUUCUUCCCUCAUAUUGCUCCACUCCAGGUUCUUCCAGCCCUAUUCACACAGCACCUCCUCAUGUUCGGACCGGAUAAGUUGGGAUUCGAAAUGGACUUCGGCUUCAGGAACACGGCUUCUAUAGGCGACUUUAACCCUUUCAGCGCCAGCAUCCCAGCCACCAAAGUGGAGUUAACAGUGUCGUGCAGGAAUCUCUUGGACCGAGAUACAUUUUCAAAAUCAGAUCCAAUAUGUGUAUUAUAUACUCAAGGUAUUGGAAACAAGGAAUGGAGAGAGUAUGGGAGGACAGAAGUGAUCGACAACACUUUAAAUCCAGACUUUGUAAGAAAAUUUGUAAUGGACUACUUUUUUGAGGAAAGACAGAAUCUUCGAUUUGAUUUAUAUGAUGUUGAUUCCAAAAGCCCCAAUUUAGCAAAGCAUGAUUUCCUGGGACAGAUGUUUUGCACGUUGGGUGAAAUAGUUGGUUCACAAGCAAGUCGGCUUGAAAAGAAUGUAACAGGGAUUCCAGGAAAAAAUUGUGGAACAAUCAUAGUUUCAGCAGAAGAGCUGAAUAAUUGCAGAGAAUCUGUGUUAAUGCAACUGUGUGCCAAUAAACUCGACAAGAAAGACUUUUUUGGAAAAUCUGAUCCCUUUUUAGUUUUCUACAGAAGUAAUGAAGAUGGAAGCUUCACAAUCUGCCACAAAACAGAAGUUGUAAAAAACACAUUAAAUCCUGUAUGGCAGGCUUUUAAGGUUCCAGUAAGAGCGCUGUGCAAUGGAGAUUUUGACAGGACAAUUAAAGUAGAAGUCUAUGACUGGGACAGAGAUGGAAGUCAUGAUUUCAUCGGUGAAUUCACAACUAGUUACAGGGAGCUGUCGAGAGGACAGUCUCAAUUUAAUGUUUAUGAGGUAAUAAACCCAAAGAAGAAAGGGAAAAAGAAAAAAUAUCUGAACUCUGGCACUGUGACCCUGCUUUCAUUUUUAGUGGAAACAGAAGUCUCAUUCCUUGACUAUAUUAAAGGAGGGACACAAAUCAAUUUCACAGUUGCUAUAGAUUUCACUGCAUCAAAUGGUAACCCUGCACAGCCCACCUCGCUGCAUUACAUGAAUCCUUAUCAGCUGAAUGCAUAUGGCAUGGCACUAAAGGCAGUUGGGGAAAUUAUUCAGGAUUAUGACAGUGAUAAAAUGUUUCCGGCAUUAGGAUUUGGAGCAAAAUUGCCACCUGAUGGAAGAGUAUGUCAUGAAUUUGCUUUGAAUGGAAAUCCUCAAAAUCCAUAUUGUAAUGGAAUAGAAGGAGUAAUGGAAGCUUAUUACAGAAGUUUGAAAAGUGUGCAGCUCUAUGGACCCACAAACUUUGCUCCAGUAAUUAACCAUGUUGCACGAUAUGCUGCUUCAAUAAAGGAUGGCUCCCAAUAUUUCAUUCUGCUGAUUAUUACAGAUGGAGUUAUCUCUGACAUGGCUCAGACAAAGGAGGCAAUAGUAAAUGCUUCCAAGCUUCCAAUGUCCAUUAUCAUUGUAGGAGUGGGACCUGCAGAAUUUGAUGCCAUGAUAGAGUUGGAUGGAGAUGAAGUGCGAGUGUCAUCAAGAGGACGUUAUGCAGAACGGGACAUUGUACAGUUUGUUCCUUUCCGGGAUUACAUUGACCGAAGUGGAAACCACAUACUAAGCAUGGCACGACUUGCCAAGGAUGUACUAGCAGAGAUUCCAGACCAAUUUCUCUUGUACAUGAGGUCCAGAGGAUUCAAGCCAUUUCCUGCACCACCUCCUUAUACACCUACAGGACACCUUUUACAAACUCAGAUCUGACCUUUCAUAAAGUACACUACUUCCAAACUCUUUUAAAAUCUUAUAAGCUGCGAAGUCAGCUUCCAAGUCAAGGUGCACUAAGAGAGAAUUAACAGGACUGCUCUUCUGAAUGAAAUAUUGAAUGCUUUUUUUGGAUCUAAAAGAUUCUGUUUACAGACCAAAACUGUAAAUAUGGUAUAUGAGAAAAUAGAAAGAUUUUGAAUACUUGGCAGGAAAAACAUAUUCCUAUCUGAGUCUUAUUUUUGUGAUCAUUCAUUUAUAUUGGGUUGUUGGGGAAAGCACAAAUCACACUUUUAAUCCAAACUGUAUUGCUCUCCCUGGCAUAUCUAUUUUAAUGGGAAUGCAAUUCCUUUAUGUCAAUGUUUACAUGUUACUAAUUUUUAAAUUUCAAUACUUUUGUAACUAUUCUUAAAAAAAAUAUAACAAAAAACACAUACAUGAUAUAGAAUCCAUUGUCUUCUAGCUGGCAAUAAAUAUAGCCACAAAAAGAGCAAUAUCCCUUCAAGGAAUUUCCUAGACAAAUUUAAAAGCAAGCAAAGGACAAUUGUGGUUCAUACCUCGCUAAAGAAA
Pelobates fuscus (common spadefoot toad) is the source of this 2429-nucleotide messenger RNA. It is a transcript of the gene CPNE8, whose product is annotated as copine 8. Lineage: Eukaryota; Metazoa; Chordata; Amphibia; Anura; Pelobatidae. Gene Ontology annotation, biological process: cellular response to calcium ion. Gene Ontology annotation, cellular component: plasma membrane. Gene Ontology annotation, molecular function: calcium-dependent phospholipid binding. The transcript is spliced from 20 exons. The record is from RefSeq and is a predicted model, not a curated record. Bases 135 to 1859 code for a protein of 574 amino acids.